GUUAGUUAGGUAUAGAUUUAGGGUUUAUGGCAUUGAAAUUGGUAUUGAAUUUUCGGUUUUAAGUAUGUUGAAUUUAUAGUAUAUGAUGUUAUGUCGUACUUAUUUUGCAGGUUUAAUGGUGUUUGUGAGUUUAUAUUGGGAUGGGAAAAUUAUUCAGCUCCCAGGUUUGGGUGUUGCUUAUGAUCCCCCUCGUGCAAAAUCAUUCAUUAUAUUGAAUGAAAAGAUAUCUUAUUAUCAGCUUGUUUCAAUGAUAUGUGAAAAAAUUAGAAUUGAGUUGGAUGCACAUACGAUUGAUUUAACAUGGAGGCAUCCUGUGGUUUUUAGUGGAGUGGUGAAUUAUAUAGCUACACCAGUGGAUGCUAAUUUGUUGGAGUAUAUGUUUGCUGAAAAUCCACGUCAAAUUGAACUUUUUAUUGAAUAUACUCCUGUUACCACUGCGUUGCAAUUUGAACCACCUAUCACUCAUCAUGAUGUUGGAACGUCUAGGAGGGAUGAUGAAUAUCAUAGCUUUGAAUUCAACACAUCUGGGAGGGAGGUUGAUGAACCACUAGAUGUACCAAAUGUGACAUGUGAUGGUUAUGAUGGUUCAGAUGGUUCUGAUAAUUGUGAUGGUGCAGAUAAUGUUGAUGGUGCAGAUGGCUCUGAUUGUGAUGGUUCCGAUGGUUCUCAACCAAGUGAUCUUGAUUAUAGUGCAGAAUCAUGUGAAGAUCCUACAAACGACGAGACACUUGAUAUGAUGGUUGAGAAUUAUGUACAACCAUCUGUUCGUGGGGAGCAAUCUGUUCCCGACUAUGUGCCUGAAGGGUUACUAUUUUUUCCCUCAUUACCAUGUGAAGGCAGCCGAGGUUACUUUUCAGAAGACCAUGGAUUGGUUGAAGAAGAUAUGUGGUAUUGGGAUGAGGAUAAUCCGAGACAUAUAGAUGUGGGAACAAAAUUUGAUAGCAAAUUGCAGUUGAAAACUGCUAUCACAUUAUGGCAUGUGGGAACAGGUCGGAUGUAUGAGGCAAGGACCUUGGGCAACGCUACCCAUGUAAUUGGGAGGUUAAAGCAGCGUUUAAGAAACGUGAUGGUAGCUGGUCUAUCAACUCAUGGGUUGAUCGUCAUUGCUGCAUGGGAGAUCACGAUCCAAGUGAACAUGUUAAUCUUACAUCAUCCAUGAUUGCUCUCUGUAUUCGAAGUCAAAUUGAAAACGAUGCUGAAUUCAGGCCUUCUGCAAUACGUACAUAUAUCAAAGAUAAAUUUCACGUGAAAAUCAGCUACAAGAAAGCAUGGUACGCUCGCCGAAAAGCUAUUGAGCUUGUAUAUGGUGGGUGGGAGGGAUCCUUCAGACAACUCCCCAGCUACCUGACUGAGUUGCAAACUCAAAAUCCGGGGACAAUCGUUGAGUGGUUGCAUGACCCUGUAUUGAGUCAAGGUAAUACAAAGGUGUUCCGCUACGUAUUUUGGGCAUUUAGGCCAGCAAUAGAGGCGUUCCAAGUAGCAAAGCCGGUCUUAUCAGUUGAUGGGACUCACCUGCGUGGAAGAUUGAAAGGUAAAUUACUUGCUGCAGUAGGUUACGAUGCAAAUAAGAACUGUUUGCCUGUUGCUUUUGCUAUUGUUGAUGAAGAAACAAACAAGAGUUGGAGUUGGUUUUUGAAUCUUGUGAGAGUGCAUAUUAUAAAGCAUGACCAGGAAGUGUGCAUAAUAAGUGACAGACAUCAAGGCAUUAUAAAUGCCAUGAAGGUUGAUGUGUGGAAAGAGGCACCAGUUGGUUAUCAUCGAUUCUGUUUAAUUCACGUUAGAUCGAAUGUGUUACAAAGACACAAAGGCCCCGGAGUGAAGAAAUGGGUAUGGAUAAUGGGUGAAGUAAUUGAGGAGCGGAGAUAUUGGACUGCAAGGCGUGAAUUAGAAAAGGUGAGUCCAGAAGCUCUGAGGUACCUCGAAACCACCAUAGAUAGAUCGCAGUGCACUAUGGCACACGAUGAAUUUCGUCGAUGGGGUGAGACAUCUACUAACAUGGCCGAGUGUUAUAAUAAUGUGUUGUUAUCUGCGAGGGAACUCCCAAUUAGAGCUAUCAUUGAUAUUACAUUCUGGCGGACCAUCAAUUGGUUUGUUAACCGAACGACUCUAGCCAAACAAUGUCAGACGCCUUUGACACCGUGGGCUUGGGAGUUAUUUCAGAAGAAUGACCGCCGAGGGAGACGUCAUCAUGUUAGGACUACAAGCACAGCACGUGGAACUUAUGAUGUGCUAACCUAUCACAGAGGUCCGGGUAGAGGCCAUAAUAUACAUGUUGUGGAUUACCGUGAAAAGAGAUGCUCAUGUGGAAAGUGGCAGACCUGGAGAAUGCCUUGCUCUCACGCUGUUGCGGUGCUGAGAGAACGCAGUGAUGACAUCUUUAGUCAUGUUGAUACACGAUACCACACAGAUGUUUGGAUUCACCAGUACGCAGCUGCGUUCCGUCCACUGAGACACCAAGAUUAUUGGUAUGAACCUGAAUGGACACUGGAAUGUUCACCAGCACGGCUACUGCCUCGUUCACGUGGGCGGUACAACAGAAGCAGGAUACACAACCAAAUGGAUGAGCGCGAAGAAGAUGCGCCAAGAGCUCCUCCUCGAUGCCGCCUUUGUGGAAAGACCGGCCAUAAUAGAAGAAAGUGCACUUUAGGACGUGUUGUGUAGUUAAAUUAUGUUUGAGACUCGUGAUUGAGGGUUGAAUUUUAUUAUGUGUUUGAACCAAGUUUAAA
Messenger RNA from Salvia splendens (bonfire salvia), 2726 nucleotides. RefSeq lists its product as uncharacterized. The coding region runs from base 1111 to 2661 and encodes 516 amino acids. The transcript is spliced from 2 exons. The record is from RefSeq and is a predicted model, not a curated record. Gene Ontology annotation, molecular function: nucleic acid binding; zinc ion binding. NCBI's taxonomy places the organism in Eukaryota, Viridiplantae, Streptophyta, Magnoliopsida, Lamiales, Lamiaceae.